Molecule: messenger RNA, 3330 nt
Organism: Mercurialis annua (annual mercury)
Lineage: Eukaryota; Viridiplantae; Streptophyta; Magnoliopsida; Malpighiales; Euphorbiaceae
Product: translation factor GUF1 homolog, chloroplastic
Exons: 19
Coding region: 81-1859 (592 amino acids)
Biological process (GO): positive regulation of translation
Molecular function (GO): ribosome binding; GTP binding; GTPase activity
Source: RefSeq, a predicted model, not a curated record
GAUUGAAGAAAGAAGGAGAGAUUUAAAUGCGAGGCAAAACAAUUUAAUUAAAAAAAUUUUAAAGACAUCCGUCUCUCGAAAUGGCAACAACCGCAGACCUCUCACCUUCGCUGCUGCUCUUCUUAUCCAAUUACCGAUUUUACCAAACCCCAAAAAACAGCCCUCACCUCACUUUCUCCCAUUCCCAUAAAACCGGCGACGCUUCUAAGCUCCGCCUGCUCCGCCGUGCCACCACCGGAAGGCAGUCAGCAACAGUUGACUUGGAUUUCGCAGCCGAAGUUGGCCAGCACCGUCUUUCCAAGGUUCCGAUAUCGAAUUUAAGGAAUUUUUGUAUAAUAGCGCAUAUUGAUCAUGGAAAAUCAACUUUGGCCGACAAAUUGCUCCAAAUGACUGGGACUGUCCAUAAGCGAGAGAUGAAGGAGCAGUUUCUUGAUAAUAUGGACUUGGAAAGAGAGAGAGGCAUCACUAUCAAAUUACAGGCAGCUAGGAUGCGUUAUGUUUAUGAAAAUGAACCAUAUUGUCUGAAUUUGAUUGAUACUCCUGGCCAUGUGGACUUCUCCUAUGAGGUUUCUCGUUCUCUUGCUGCUUGUGAGGGUGCUCUCUUGGUUGUUGAUGCUUCUCAGGGUGUGGAAGCGCAAACACUGGCUAAUCUUUAUCUAGCCUUGGAAAACAACCUAGAAAUUAUCCCUGUUUUAAACAAAAUAGAUCUUCCAGGCGCUGAGCCAGAUCGUGUUAUCCAGGAGAUUGAAGAGGUUAUUGGUUUAGAUUGUAGCAAUGCAAUACGGUGCUCCGCAAAGGAAGGAAUAGGUAUAUUUGACAUUCUGAGUGCAAUUGUAGAACGGAUUCCUCCACCGCGUGAUACUUCUGACAUGCCAUUGAGGGUUUUAAUCUUUGACAGCUAUUAUGAUCCAUAUCGUGGUGUUAUUGUGUAUUUCCGGGUCAUAGAUGGGAGCAUAAAGAAAGGUGAUAGAAUUCUUUUUAUGGCCAGUAAGAAGGACUACUUUGCUGAUGAAAUAGGAGUUUUAUCUCCCAAUCAGAUGCAAGUGGAAGAAUUAUAUGCGGGUGAGGUAGGAUACCUCUCUGCUUCCAUAAGAUCAGUAGCAGAUGCCAGGGUGGGAGACACUAUUACUCACUACAAUAAGAGAGCACAAAACUCACUAUCUGGAUAUAAGGAAGCCACUCCAAUGGUGUUCUGCGGCCUUUUCCCUGUUGAUGCAGACCAGUUUUCUGAGCUACGUGAUGCUUUGGAAAAACUACAACUCAAUGAUGCUGCACUGAAGUUUGAACCUGAAACAUCAAGUGCCAUGGGUUUUGGCUUUAGGUGCGGGUUCUUAGGUCUUCUCCACAUGGAAAUAGUUCAGGAAAGGCUUGAGAGGGAAUAUAAUCUGAGCUUGAUAACUACUGCUCCAAGUGUUGUAUACAGAGUGAACUGCAUAAAUGGUGAUAUUAUUGAAUGCUCAAAUCCAUCUGCACUUCCUGAACAAGGGAAAAGAAAAUCAAUUGAGGAGCCACUUGUUAAGAUUGAAUUGCUUACACCGAAAGACUAUAUUGGCUCACUUAUGGAGCUUGCUCAAGAAAGAAGAGGAGAGUUUAAAGAAAUGAAAUUUAUAACUGAAAGUAGAGCAUCGCUUACCUAUAAUUUGCCCCUAGCUGAGAUGGUAGGUGAUUUCUUUGAUCAGCUAAAGUCGAGAAGUAAAGGAUAUGCCAGCAUGGAGUACAAUUUUAUCGGAUACAAAGAAAGUGAUUUAAUAAAGCUUGACAUUCAGAUAAAUGGUGAACCAGUGGAACCACUUUCUACUAUUGUGCACAAGGAUAAGGAAGAACUUGGGGCUCUCGAUAGAAUAGAACAUGGGAGAUAGAGUCUCUACCAGCAGGGAAAAGGACAGUUGGAUGCAAGUGGGUCUUUAUUGUGAAGUAGAGCCCAUAAGGGCGAAUUCAGCGCUGCAAGGCAUAGUUGGUGGUGAAAGGGUAUAGUCAGACAUAUGGCAUUGACUAUGAUGGGAUCUUUACAAUUGUAGCUAAGAUAAGUAUAAUAAGGACGCUUGUUUUCCUAGCUGUAAAUGGUGGAUGGAAGCUAAACCAACUGAACGUGAAAGAUGCUUUUCUUCACGCUGAUUUGCUAGAGGUGUACAUGGAGAUACCACUAGAUUUCGGCAUAAACCGGACACUUGGCAAGGUAUGCAGACUGAGUAAGUUCUUGUAUGGAUUGAAACAGGCUCGAGCUUUGUUUGAUAGGUUCAGGAGAGCUAAGGUAGGCAUGAGCUAUCAACAGAUCAAUGCCAACCACACUGUUCUUUUGACAAGAUGGGGAUCAUAUUACUAUGCUUGCUGUGUAUGUUGAUGAUAUUGUUAUCACUGGUGAUGAUGAAGGAGAGAUUACUCGGCUAGUCGUGAGAUUGGGUAAAGACUUUGAGGUGAAAGACCUUGGACAACUUAAAUAUUCUUGUGAUUGAGGUGGCUCGUGGAGCAGAGGGGAUUGUUCUAUCUCAGUGGACAUAUUUGCUGCAUGUUGGGAUGCGACCUUGUAAUUUCUCCAACUAAUCAGAAAUUCAAAUUGGGUGCAGAGGCGGCAGAGCCAAUUGAUUGUGAGAGGUACCAGAGAUUGUUGGCUGACUGAUCUAUCACUCAUACUUGUCCCGACAUCUCAUUUGCCGUGAGCGUGGUGAGCUGCUACAUGCAUGUCCCUAUAAAAGGCCAUAUGGACACAGUGUAUCAAAUUUUGAGGUACCUAAAAAGUGCACUGAUUGAUCUUCAGAAAAAAUGGUCAUUUAAGCAUUAAGACUAUUGUGAUUUUGACUGGGCUAGUUGCACUGAUGAUAGAAGGUUCACCUCAGGAUAUUGCAUGUUUGUAGGAGGCAACUUGGUAUCUUGAAAGAGCAAGCAGCAGUCGGUAGUAGCGAGGUCAACAAUGGAGACACAGUACAAGGCCAUGGCCUUAGGAGUCGCCAAGAUUUUGUGGCUGAGAGCUCUAUUGGUAGAACUAAAAAAGGAUCAAGAGGCUCAAAUGAAGCUGUGGUGUGAUAUUAAGUUGGCAAUCAGCAUUGCCAACAACCAGUGCAACACAACACGACAUAAUCAAACAUGUUGAGAUUGAUAGGUUUUUUCAUUGAAGAGAAGCUAUUGCAGUUAAGUCAUAUUGCAACUGGAGGCAAGUGGCUGACUAUCUGGCCAAGUGGCCGAGUGUCUCGCCAAGUGGCUGUUCAUUAGAUCUAUCUAAACUAUGUAACAAGAUGUGCUUAGUGGAUAUCUUUCGCCCAUCUUGAGAGGGAGUGUUGACAUUUAUAUUAGUUUAGGGACCUAUUCAAAAAAAGCCUAAGGACUUAUUAGCAA